Messenger RNA from Thelazia callipaeda (thelaziosis nematode), 4605 nucleotides. The record is from the annotation of a GenBank genome assembly. NCBI's taxonomy places the organism in Eukaryota, Metazoa, Nematoda, Chromadorea, Rhabditida, Thelaziidae.
AUGUCGUCUGUAAAGGUGGCUGUGAGGGUGCGCCCUUUCAAUAGCCGUGAAAUUUGUAACAAUGCUAAAAUGAUUAUUACGAUGACUGGAAAUACCACAACUAUAAUUGGUGGUAGUGGUUCUGAACGAACUCAUAGCUUCAAUUUUGAUUAUUCAUAUUGGUCAUUCAAUAAGGAUGAUAAAUAUUUUGCAAGUCAACAGCAAGUGUAUCAAGAUUUAGGCGUUGAAAUGCUUGAUCAUGCAUUUGAAGGAUACAACGUUUGUAUAUUUGCAUAUGGACAAACAGGUAGUGGUAAAAGUUACACGAUGAUGGGUAAACCUAAUGACGAAGCUGAAAUGGGUAUCAUACCACGCUUAUGUAAUCAUUUAUUUCAAAAAAUUCACGAUAAUUUGGAUUCAAAUCUCAAGUAUUCUGUUGAGGUAUCUUAUAUGGAAAUUUACUGUGAGCGAGUUCGAGAUUUGUUGAAUCCAUCAAGUGGUGGGAAUCUUCGUGUUCGAGAGCAUCCUCUUCUUGGGCCAUAUGUUGAUGAUCUUACCAAAUUAGCAGUGUGCUCUUAUCAAGAUAUCUGUGAUUUAAUGGAUGAAGGUAACAAAGCAAGAACUGUUGCUGCCACAAAUAUGAAUUCAACUUCAAGUCGUUCACAUGCAGUUUUUACAAUUGUACUAACACAGAAAAGGCAUGAUCCGGAUACGGACCUAGAUUGUGAAAAGGUGAGCAAAAUUUCACUGGUGGAUUUAGCCGGAAGUGAACGAGCUACUUCAACAGGCGCAGAAGGUCAACGUCUAAAAGAAGGUGCAAAUAUUAACAAAAGUUUGACAACACUUGGACUCGUGAUUUCAAAAUUAGCAGAAGAAGCAAGUAAGAAAAAAGGUAGAGGCAAAUCAGUAAUACCAUAUCGAGAUUCAGUUCUAACUUGGCUUUUACGUGAAAAUCUUGGUGGUAAUUCUAAAACUGCUAUGAUAGCUGCUUUAUCACCUGCAGAUAUCAAUUUCGAUGAAACAUUAAGUACUCUCAGGUAUGCAGAUCGAGCUAAGCAAAUUGUAUGCCAGGCUAAGGUUAAUGAAGAUCCAAAUGCAAAACUAAUUCGUGAAUUGAAAGAGGAAGUAUUGAAGUUGCGCAGCUUACUUGAAAUGAAGGGCAUUGAUAGUGAUAAUCCACAUAAUGAAAAAGCUGUUUUCUCAGCUCGAGAUCAUGACACAAUUGAACAGCUUAAAGCAUCUGAAAAGCUUAUUGCGGAACUUAAUGAAACUUGGGAGGAAAAAUUACGCAAAACAGAAGAAAUUCGUAAACAGCGUGAGGAUGAACUUCGUGAAAUGGGUUUGGCUACUGGAGCAGAUGGUAGUACUCUCGGAGUUUUCUCCCCUAAAAAAUUACCACAUUUGGUGAAUUUAAAUGAAGAUCCACUUAUGUCGGAAUGUUUGCUUUACUAUCUUAAAGAAGGAAUAACAAGAGUUGGACGACCAGCGGCGUCCCACCGGCCGGAUAUACUUCUUAGUGGUCAGUUGAUUCUCGAUGAACACUGUCGCUUCCUAAACGAAGAUGGAGUUGUACACUUGGUACCUGAGCCUGGUGCUCAAUGUUUUGUUAACGGCAAGCCAGUUACUUCAUCAGAAGUUUUACAUACUGGUUCUCGGGUCAUACUUGGCAAGUAUCAUGUGUUUCGAUAUAAUGAUCCACUUGAGGCUCGUCAAAGUCGUCAGAAUUUAACAAAUUUGAUGCCUAAUGAACCAUUGGAUUGGAAAUAUGCUCAACAAGAAUUACUUGCUAAGCAAGGCAUUGAUCUGAAAGAGGAAAUGGAGAAGAAAAUGCUCGAAUUGGAACUGCAGUAUCGUCGAGAACGUGAAGAAUUAGAAGUGAAAAUGAUAAGGCAGACAAAAGAAUAUGAAAUGCGUAUUGAGACGCUACAAAGACAAGUUGAUCUGGCGCAAAGUAUGAUUUCCUCAACGUGUUCUACGUGGGAUGGCGAACGUUUUCUUACGAGCAGUUUAAUUAAUUUUGUAAAUGAACCAGAAUGUAAGUGGACCGCAGCGGAAGAACGAAUCGCUCGUCGCACAGCGACUAAAUGGCGAUAUCAUCAAUUUACGUCAGUUCGAGAUGACUUGUGGGGAAACGCGAUUUUCCUCAAAGAAGCCAAUGCUAUUUCUGUUGAGCUGAAAAAAAAAGUUCAGUUUCAAUUUGUUUUAUUAACUGACACCAUGUACAGUCCGUUACCACCGGAUUUACUACCAGCUGGUGAAGAUUUAACUAUGAGACCAUAUCCAAAAACUGUUGUUGCAGUGCAAGUGCAGGAUUUAAAAAAUAGUGCAGUGCAUUAUUGGAGCCUCGAAAAAUUAAAAAUGAGAUUGGAAAGUAUGCGGUGUUCUUAUAACGCCGAUCUGAGCGAUUACUCCAUGCACAUCCCAGAUACCCCAGAAGAGAUUCAGUAUCGGUGUUGGCUAGGUGCUAUGCAUCUCAAUCCUGCAAGACUUGUUCCUGACAGGGCUUUUGUGUAUUUGAAUAAUUUGGUACAUAAUGUACCACUAAUACACAAGGUAGUAAUUGUCAAUGAAAAGGCAGAGGUCAAGGGUCAUCUCCGAGUUGCUAUUGAACCUGUUCAUACUGAAGAAAUGAAAAAAUCCUCGGGUGUUCAUCAGUCUGUAAAAUGUCAUUUUCGUAGGGAAGACUUUGUGAAACAAGUUCAGCGCACAAAUACUGCAUUAGAAUCCACAAAUGAACGUUUUGUAGAAGGUAAUAACGCGAAAGACAGCGACACACAGCCAAUUAUAGAACAAACUAAUGAAGAAACAGUACAGUAUCCGGAACAUAUGCCAGCUGAUAAAGAAUACUGUUUUCGUAUAACAGUUAUUGAAGCAGCAGAUAUUUCAGAGGAGUACGGUGAUAAUAUUGAACUAACUAUGUCAUCAACAUUCUUACAUUACGUCAAUCAUUUUCCAAUUAUAUUUGAAAUUUUUGGGCAUUAUAAGCCUGCUGCGCAACAGUUUGUAUAUGAACGUCAAAACAGUUCUCUUGGGCGAAGAUUAUCAACCAAAUUAUCAUUUCAACAGCCAUCGUUAAUGAUCUCAACACCUGUCAAAAGCAAAAAAUCUACUAUAAUCCCAAAUAAUUUGAAUCAAAUUCGAUCAAAAUAUGAUUUACUUAUUUGGUUCGAAAUUUGUGAACUUGGAAGCAAUGGCUUACCAACUCAUGGAAUAUUUUUACUUCAUCAAGGCAUUCAACGACGAUUAAAAAUUACAAUAUGUCAUGAAAGAGGUGAUGAUGUGAAGUGGAAAGAUUGCCAAGAAUUAGUUGUUGGCCGCAUAAGGUCAACACCGGAAUGGAAUGGUGAGGAUGUUGAUGUCCUCUCAUUGGGACUCUUCCCCGGAACAUUUCUAGAAUUCUCGAUGGAUGACAGAGUGUUCUUCCAAUUUGAAGCAGCAUGGGAUAGUUCAUUACAUAAUUCAGCACUUCUCAACAAAGUAUCAAAUUAUGGAGAACAGGUAUACAUGACACUCUCCGCUUAUAUGGAAUUGGAGAACUGCGCUCAACCAGCUGUUAUUACCAAAGAUUUAUGCAUGAUGAUUUAUGCAAGAGACUCGAAAAUCUCAGCCGCUAGCAGGUUUUGUCGAUCACUUAUUGGUGGAAUAAGUAAAAGUCCUGAAAUGAAUCGAGUGCCAGGUGUAUACGAGCUUACUGUCAAGGAAUUCCUCGACAAAGGUAGUCCAGGGACUGCACGAAGACAACGACGUGUGCUAGAUACGUCAUAUGCAUAUGUCCGAGGUGAAGAAAACCUUGGUCUUUGGCGUCCACGUGGUGACUCGUUAAUAUUUGAACAUCAGUGGGAAUUAGAACGCUUAACACGUUUGCAACAGGUCGAACGCGUGAGGUUAUUCCUCCGUCUUCGUAAUAAGUUGAAGCUUGGAAGAAAGAAAUCGGAUAAAGCUGAUGAAAAAAAAGAAAUUUCCACACCUGUGUCUCCUACAACUCCAAAAUAUCCAAUACCAUCAAUUGUAAAAUUAACUGAAAAAGAGAGAAACUUGGCGGAAAAAGUUCUUCGUUUGAUCAAGCAAAAAGUACCAAUAAAUAAAGAACCUCCAACUGGGAAGCCAGUAGAUCAGAACGACAAUAUACCAUCUUCACUUGAAGAAAGUAUUACAAGUCCUACUUCUGAUAACAAUGUUGUAAUAAAACCUUCGGCAUCGCUCGAAUUUUUGAAUAAAAUUAAGUCAAAAUCAAAUCAGAAUUUGAUGCUUAGUGUAGAAAGCAACGAAACAGACAGUGGCUUGCAAAGAUCGAUGAGUGGAAGUCGAAUUUCACAGAUGUCUUUAUUAAUUCCUGAAGUAACAGAAGAACGCGUAGGUAUUGUGGUCUCCAGAAAAGGGUAUAUGAAUUUCCUUGAAGAAAAAACACAAGGUUGGGUAAAACGUUGGGUAGUUGUUAGGAGACCAUAUAUUUUAUUGUUCCGCGAUGACAAAGAUAUGGUAAUACGUGGAAUCAUAAAUCUAGCGAAUGCUCGAGUGGAAUACUCAGAAGAUCAACAAGCAAUGCUUAAGGUUCCCAAUACCUUCUCGGUUUGUACCAAUCAUCGUGGUUUUCUUAUGCAAACUGUCGAUGAACAAAAAAAUUAA